Messenger RNA from Cercospora beticola, 1562 nucleotides. RefSeq lists its product as uncharacterized. NCBI's taxonomy places the organism in Eukaryota, Fungi, Ascomycota, Dothideomycetes, Mycosphaerellales, Mycosphaerellaceae. The record is from RefSeq and is a predicted model, not a curated record.
UGCAGAAUGCAGCCGCGCCUCCAUCGGAGCUCCCCACCGCCAAUCAUACUACGGCUCAGCUGGCGCGGAUCAAGUACGACCGCAUUCCAAGCCCAAUGACGUGUGCUAGUGGACGAUGCCAGCAGUGCAGCAGCCAUGGCAAGUGUGGGUAGAGCAUGUUAUAGGUAUCGUAGCCGCCAUCCUCCACGUGUGUAAGAACGAUCCCGUCCCAGCAACCCCAGUCAUAAAAGAUGUCUUCCCGUCCAGACUAUUACAACAAUAGCAGUAAUAAUGGGCCUCCGCCGGGCCAGGGUCACUACAACCAGUAUCCCGCAUCAGGCUAUGACGAUCGAUUCGAACGAGGUCCACCACCUCAGCGGGAGCAUGGUUACGUACCGUACCAAGACAGCACAGCAUACAACCGUGCUGGCCCUCCUCCAGACUCGUAUCCCUACGAUCCCCGCGACCAUGAUGCAUACUCUUCGCGCGAGUCCUUCACGAGUGGUCCGCCGCGAAGCCAGUACACGUAUGGCGAUCGAGACUUGAACCGGCCGUAUGCGCCCAGCGAGCCUCGACCGCAUGAGGGUAACCAAAUGGCACCGUAUGACGACAAUAAAGCCGAAGCGCAGUAUCAAGAGUGGGAAGAGCGGUCGCGGGCGAACUAUACGCAUGGUCGCAGACCAUCUUCGGUAGGGUAUGGAGGGCGCAGAUCAGAGGAUAGCUACGACGGGUAUUAUGAUGAUCGGUAUGACGAUUACGACGAUAGCAGACGGCCCGGAAGGGGUCGUAGGAGGUAUUCGGACGAGGAGACGAUCACGGAGAAGGCGCUGCGGUAUCCCUCUGAUCCGAAGAAGGGAGGGCGCGAUGUUUUGGGAGCGUCUGAAGGAGAAAGGGGAUUAGCGACCAACAUUCUGGGAGGAGCUGGCGGUGCCUUCCUCGGACACAAGCUGGGUAGAGGCGGUGCUAUAGGCACGAUUGGAGGCGCGUUGGUCGGGGCCAUUGCAGCGCAAGCGGCGGAGCGACAGUACGCCAAGCGCAAGGAGGAAAAGGUGUAUGUGAAGAGGAGCGUGGAUGAUCCGUAUGCUGUGCCUGCCGGACCGUAUCCCGGGCGUGGGAGAGACAUGGAUGAUGUUCGAGAGUCGGGGAGGGAUGUCGAGAGGCCCAGCGGCGUUCGAGAGAGGCUGCGCUCGCUGAGCAGGAGUGUCAGGAACCGCACGAGGAGCAGGAGUCGGCCGGUGCGGAGCCCGAGUAUCGACAGCGACGAGCGCUACCAUUAUCGAUGAGUGUCGACGGUGGAAGAGGUGCAAGACUGUACGAGACACGGUGUGCGAGCGUUGCUGUAGCAUUCUCAAGCUGAAUUGACGGCCUCAGUCCACCCUUCCCGCUGCUUGCUGUGCGGUAAGCUUUUGACUUGCUCUGACUCCCCUUCCCCCGACUCCACCGCCACCUCCACUUUUGGUCUUACCACAACACGGCGACAUUGAUCUUUGGAAAGCGCAUUGCACACACAUCCACUCAGCAUGCCUCACGUCAAGUUCGACCAGAACACGCUCGAGCCGCGCCUCGUCAGCCAUAGCAUCGAU